Molecule: messenger RNA, 940 nt
Organism: Phascolarctos cinereus (koala)
Lineage: Eukaryota; Metazoa; Chordata; Mammalia; Diprotodontia; Phascolarctidae
Source: RefSeq, a predicted model, not a curated record
GCUGUUUACUAGGUCGCUUAGAUCAUCCGGACAGCAGAGAGGGAGGGAGGGAGCGACGCGCUUCCUCAGUCUCAGGCUCGCGCAGAAACCUGGAGCACGAGCCUCCAGGUGGCCUCUAGGCCUCUACUGCUCCCCGCAGUCCUCUGCCUGCCUGCUGUUCCUGCGAACUACCUUCGCCUUCGCCUCGAGCCAUGGCCUCCCGCAGCGCGGGCACCCUGCUUACCGGCAACAAUGCCACCUACGUGCCCGCCCAGCCUCAUGCCUGGGUAUCAGGGUCAUGUUCCAAAUGUGGCCUUCUCCUUUGGGGACACCUAUGGCAAUGCCACCCAUAAGUAUUUCCAAGAUUGCCGAAAUUCAGCCACGGAUACUAGCUAUAGUUCCUAUAGGAGAGGUGGCCAGUUCCCAACACUUUUCUCUCGAAAUCCCAACCUGGCGCUGGGUUAUUGCUCCCAUGCCUGGGACCGCUGGCUGCAUACACCCACCUACACGCGCUAUAACCUUGACUGCAACAGAUCUGCAGAGCUCAAGCAAUUCUACCAGCUGGUACAGAUGCACCGAGAACAUUACCGAGACAAGACGAGCACCGUGAACCGAGUCCCUUACUUUGUGCUGCCUGUGAAGGAGAAGGAUCGUUAUCCUCUGCCUACUGAUCUGAGCAGCACUCAGAACCCGGAAAUGGUCCAGAAUUUAAACUAAUCUCCAAGGCCUUAAAGAGACCACCGCUGUCCCUGAAAAAAAAGUGGCACCUGUUUAGAAUGGCCCCUGAGAACCUGAAGACAUACCAAACAUUCCCCUCUGGGGAAAGGGUCUCCGCAAAAGAUAGAAAUGUGAGAGAUUCUUACUUUGAGUACAGAGCUUGAGGCCAGCUAACUGAAGUAAGCGGGAUCUUGGUGCCAGGGACCUGGAUAGUCUGGUUCAUAAUAAAAUGUUUAUAAUAGUU